This is a messenger RNA of Gastrolobium bilobum, 1660 nucleotides long. RefSeq names its product probable protein phosphatase 2C 13. NCBI's taxonomy places the organism in Eukaryota, Viridiplantae, Streptophyta, Magnoliopsida, Fabales, Fabaceae. Gene Ontology annotation, biological process: protein dephosphorylation. The record is from RefSeq and is a predicted model, not a curated record. Bases 170 to 1330 code for a protein of 386 amino acids. The transcript has 2 exons. Gene Ontology annotation, molecular function: cation binding; protein serine/threonine phosphatase activity.
GAAGAAAUAAGAAACCCUAAUUUUGUUACUGCUCUUCUUAUUCAAAGAAAACCCAAUUCAGCCCCAAAUUCGAGCGCUUUAAAUUCAAUUCCGGAAUUAGGAACCCUAGUUAUUCUUUUUAUUUCUGGUGUUUUCGAAAGAGAUUGCAAAACGCACAUAGAUUUUGAAGAUGAUCGUGAGCCAGAAGAUGGUAGCGGAAGCGGAAAUUAUAUGUCAGCAGAGCAUUCCCAUGUUGGACGUGAAGUAUCACCUUUGCGUGGAACAAGAACACAACGUCAAGGUUGAGGUUUCACCCACCUCACCCUCUCCUUCUUUCCCGAUCUUUGGCCAAGCUGCGAGUUGCUCUGAGAUCAUUAAAGAUUCCCUUUUGGAGACCCCUGCAAUUAAGUUUAUCCCGAAUGUGCGUUCUGGUAGCUAUGCUGCAAUUGGACCGCGAGAAUCUAUGGAUGAUGAACACAUUCGUAUAGAUGAUUUAGCUGCCAACCUUGGUUUUGUGUUCAAAUACCCAAUGCCAAGUGCAUUUUAUGCCGUUUUUGAUGGGCAUGGGGGACCUGAUGCAGCCUCUUUUGUUAAGAGGAAUGCUAUGAGAUUAUUUUUUGAAGAUGCUGACUUGCUGCAAUCAUAUGAUACUGAUGCAUUUUUUCUAAAGAAAUUGGAGGAGUCUCAUCGGAGAGCUUUUUUACGGGCAGACCUUGCCUUGGCUGAUGAACAAGAUAUUAGUAGUUCAUGUGGCACUACAGCAUUGACUGCUCUUGUACUCGGAAGGCAUUUGCUGGUUGCCAAUGCUGGUGACUGUCGAGCAGUCCUUUGCAGGAGAGGUACAGCUGUUAAUAUGUCUCAAGAUCACAGGCCAAGUUAUUUACCAGAACGCAAGAGAGUGGAGGAGUUAGGUGGCUUCAUUGAUGAUGAAUAUCUCAAUGGUUAUCUUUCAGUAACUCGUGCCCUUGGGGAUUGGGACAUGAAAUUUCCACUUGGUGCUGCAUCACCCCUUAUUGCUGAGCCAGAUGUUCAACUGAUUACAUUGACAGAGGAUGAUGAGUUCUUAAUCAUUGGGUGUGAUGGGAUUUGGGAUGUAAUGUCUAGCCAAGUAGCAGUUAGCCUUGUUCGGCGUGGAUUAAGAAGGCAUGAUGACCCACAGCAAUGUGCCAGAGAACUAGUCAAGGAAGCCUUGCGCCUGAAUACAUCGGAUAACCUUACUGCGAUUGUCAUAUGCUUGUCCCCCAUUGAAAACAUUGUUGAUUCAUGUCCGCCCCAAAGGCGAAGAUUCAAAGCCUGCAGUCUGUCUGAAGAGGCCCGUAAUAGAUUGAAGAGCUUGAUAGAGGGAAAUUGACUGUAAAUGCAAUUCUUGAGAUUCAUAAAAGUUCCUUUCAUUAAAAGAUUAAUCUGUUUUUUGGGCUGUUUCAGAUAGUUAGAAAAAGAAGCCAGCAGUUUUGUAGGGAUAGAAAGGGAUAUUAGGUGAGAGGUAGAGAGGGUUUAGACCUAUUUAAUUGGGAGGUGUAUUUCUGGGCUAUGUUUUGGUAUAUUGUAGAGACAAUUUUAGCUAAUUUUGGCGGAGUAGAUACACAGCCCCCCCAUGGUGGGUUUUGAUUUUAUGUUGGUUUUGAUUUUAUGUUGCUUUAGACUUCUCGGCAAUUCUCUGGGGGUGGCUGCAUGCCUCCAG